Pichia membranifaciens NRRL Y-2026 is the source of this 2167-nucleotide messenger RNA. RefSeq lists its product as hypothetical. Gene Ontology annotation, biological process: protein localization to phagophore assembly site; protein lipidation; autophagy of mitochondrion. Gene Ontology annotation, molecular function: phosphatidylinositol-3,5-bisphosphate binding; phosphatidylinositol-3-phosphate binding; protein binding. Gene Ontology annotation, cellular component: extrinsic component of membrane; phagophore assembly site membrane; cytosol. The record is from RefSeq and is a predicted model, not a curated record. The transcript has a single exon. Lineage: Eukaryota; Fungi; Ascomycota; Pichiomycetes; Pichiales; Pichiaceae. Bases 44 to 2056 code for a protein of 670 amino acids.
GAUCCCGUCACCAAGUAUAUCAAAGUAGGAAACACAUCUGAAAAUGCAACAGAACAUGGAAGAUUCUUCAGUGUAUUCAAUGCAGAACGAUUCGACAAUGAUGUCAGUUAAGCUUGCGCCGUCUGAGCCUAGCGAAAACAUCACGGGUCUAAACUUUGCCAAUUUCAAUCAGGAUUAUUCAUGCAUUUCUGUCGGUUAUGAGAAUGGGUUCAGGGUUUACAACUGCGAUCCAUUUACUCAAUGCUAUGAACAUUUGGAUGGACCUAUAGGCAUUGUUGAAAUGCUUUUUUGCUCUUCCUUGCUCGCUAUCGUUGGUACUGGUGAGCAAGCCUCUCUGUCUCCACGUCGGCUAAAAAUCAUAAACACCAAACGCCAUACUACAAUAUGUGAGUUAACUUUUCCAACUUCAAUUCUUUCUAUACGGAUGAACCGGGAGAGACUCAUUGUACUUCUCGAAGAAAUCAUUUACAUUUAUGAUAUUACCAAUAUGAGAUUAUUGCAUACAGUGGAAAUUCCGCCGAACCCAAUGGGGUUAGUGGCAUUGAGUAUAAAUUCAGAUAACAAUUAUCUCGCAUACCCUUCGCCACAAAAGGUAACUAAACUGAAUGGUUCAAACAGUGUUCCAAAUGGGCCGGGGGUCGAUGUUACUGGGAUCAAUGGACAACACCCAUCCGCUUCAAAUGCUUCACAUUUGCCAAAUACUGGCGUAAAUUCCCAUGACGAUUUAGCUGGCUUACAUGAUACUAGUGUUACACAAAGCAUACGCAAUGGUGAUGUUAUAAUUUUUGAUUGCAAAUCAUUGCAGCCGAUCACAGUUAUUGAUGCGCACAAAACUCAGUUAUCAACUAUGGCGUUCAGCCAAGACGGAACUUUACUUGCCACUGCAAGUGAUAAGGGAACAAUUGUACGCGUUUUUUCUGUUGAGAGAGGAGUGAAACUGUAUCAAUUCCGUAGGGGUACAUAUAAUACUAAAAUAUAUUCACUUGCAUUCAGUCCAAGGAAUAUGUUUUUGGUUGCCAGCAGUGCAACAGGGACAGUUCAUGUUUUCCGUCUCGGUGAGGAGGAGGCUAAGAAUACUGUUGUCAAGAGUACAAGAUCUUCUGGAUGGCUCAAUCAAAGAAAAAAUGAAAAUGAUCGAAAUCUGGAAGUUACCAGACAAAACGAACUAGAUAGAUUGAAAAACCACCAAGCUGAGAUGGAUACUGUAGACGACUUUGAGCUCACUAAUGAUGAAGAUCAAACAGAAGUAGAUGUUGCAGACUUUCAAAGGUUAGGAAUACACUCGGAUUCUGAAGACGACAUUGAUUCAUCAGAUGACGACGACGACGAUGAUGAAGAAGACGAAGACGAAGACGAAGAAGAAGGAGAAGGAAGGCACGAGUUGGUUAAUAAUGUUGAUGAUAAUGUGGUAGAGAGUGCUGCAGUUGGAAAGACUAUGAGAGGAACAGAAGAAGACUUUGAGAACGUCGAUGUUUUACGUCCUUUACCAUCGGAAUUGACUAACAAUACACAAUCGGGAGCGAUCUCUAUCUUUUCUUCUUCUUCUGGAGGAAGCACCUCCGGCAAAGCUCAACCAAUAGUAGACAGCAAUCGACGAUCUGUGGCAAGAAUGUUUCGUCGAACUUCUCAAAGCCUAGGACGGAAAGCCGCAGAGAAAAUGGGAACGUAUCUACCUCCUAGAUUUUCUUCAAUCUUGGAGCCGAACAGGCACUUUGCAUCUUUCAAGGUUCCUACGAGCAAAGAGAACAUGUCCAUUGUUGGCGUGAUUGAACUUAAUGUCGACAGUUCUAUAGAUGCGAAUGACGAACUAUCAAUCCAGUCUCAUACAGGACAUACUCUUCAUGAUGAUAGCUCAAGUACGCACAGUCUGAAUAGUGGAGUCAGCGGCCUUAGUAACGGAAGCCGAGGCAACAGUAGGAGCAACAGUCGUUUUUCGAAAAAGAAAGCUGUGCAUAUUCUUGUUGUGUCUGCUGACGGCAUUUUCUACACAUAUGGCCUAAAUCCAGAAAGAGGCGGAGAUUGUGUGCUACUGAUGCAAAGAUCUCUGAUCGAGUAAAUAGUUAUCGUUGCUAGUAGAAGUGUAUUGGCCCUUUACAUAAAGGUAUUUAGUUAUACUCAUGUGUCAAUAUAUUUGAGUUCACGUAUAAUAUAGUCUGUCAUAUGUCAG